Wallemia mellicola CBS 633.66 is the source of this 3107-nucleotide messenger RNA. Its product is annotated as Adaptor protein complex AP-2 alpha subunit. NCBI's taxonomy places the organism in Eukaryota, Fungi, Basidiomycota, Wallemiomycetes, Wallemiales, Wallemiaceae. The record is from RefSeq and is a predicted model, not a curated record. Bases 53 to 3025 code for a protein of 990 amino acids. Gene Ontology annotation, cellular component: membrane coat; AP-2 adaptor complex. Gene Ontology annotation, molecular function: clathrin-cargo adaptor activity. The transcript has 6 exons. Gene Ontology annotation, biological process: intracellular protein transport; clathrin-dependent endocytosis.
CAGGAUAUCCUCAUUUUCCAUCUCACUGCUUGACGUUCAAGAGCAAAGAGAGAUGGAUAAGCUCAAGAACUCUGGAACAAUAAAGAGGGCUACUAAUGCUUUCAAUAAGGAUACUAGCAAAGAUGGAGCUGUAAUUAGUCAACAAACUAACAUGCGUGGUUUAACGCAAUAUAUAGCAGAUUUAAGAGCCUGUAGGAUUAGGGAGCUAGAGGAAAAGCGUAUAAAUAGGGAAUUGGCUCAUAUCAGACAGCGAUUUAAGGAAGGCGAUAUGACUGGCUAUCAAAAGCGUAAAUACGUCGCAAAGAUUUUGUUCACUUAUAUACUUGGUUAUAAAGUUGAUAUCGGUCAUAUGGAAGCUGUAAACCUCAUUUCAAGUACACGUUAUUCAGAGAAACAGAUGGGAUAUCUUGCAUUAACGCUGCUUUUACAUGAGAACAGUGAACUCACACGACUUGUGAUUAACUCUAUACGCAAAGAUCUUGACGAUAUGAAUGAAGUAAAUAACUGUUUGGCAUUACACGCAAUAGCCAACAUCGGUGGUAUGGAAAUGGCAGAAACAUUAUCGGAAGACGUACAUCGCUCUUUAAUUUCGCCAACAUCAACUUCCUUUGUCAAGAAAAAGGCAGCUCUUACACUUCUCAGAUUGUAUAGAAAAUAUCCUGAUAUCGUUCCAGUUAGAGAAUGGGCUUUGCGAAUCGUUAGCGUUAUGGAUGAUGAGAACUUAGGUGUUAGUUUGGCGGUUACAUCACUUAUCAUGACACUCUCACAAAAUGAUCCUGACGCGUUCGCAAUUUGUUAUCCGAAAGCUGUUGAUAGGUUAACCAAAAUCAUAAUCGAAAAGAAAUACACUGGUGAUUACCUUUAUUACAAAGUACCAUCACCUUGGCUCCAAGUGAAGUUGCUUCGUUUGUUGCAAUACUAUCCUCCUUCUGAAGACCCAGCGAUAAGGCUAGCCAUUAACAAUGUCCUCAAUGCCAUUUUAUUGAAUUCGCAAGAUAUACCAAAGAACGUACAACACGCCAAUGCUCAAAAUGCUGUUUUAUUCGAGGCAAUUAACUUAUCCAUACAUUUAGAUACAGAUUCAUCCAUAGUUAACGCAGCUAGUGUCCUACUCGGGAAAUUCAUCAUGAGCAAGGAGACCAACGUUAGAUACCUCGGUUUAGACACCAUGGCUCAUCUUGCUGCUUGUGCAGACUCACUUGAGCCUAUUAAACGUCAUCAAAAUACCAUCCUUAUGGCCUUAAAGGAUAAAGAUAUAAGUGUUAGGAAGAGAGGCCUCGAUUUGUUAUUCAGUAUGUGCGAUACCAUCAAUGCCAAACCAAUCACUGCUGAAUUACUUGCCUAUCUUCAAAAUGCUGAUUACGGUUUGCGUGGUGAAAUGACUCUCAAAAUUGCAAUUUUGACAGAGAAGUUCGCAACUGAUUAUAAAUGGUAUAUUGACACCAUUCUUCGCCUCAUACAGAUUGCUGGUGAGCAUGUCGGCAAUGAAGUUUGGUACAGAGUCAUUCAAAUUGUUACGAACACGGAAAGUUUACAACAAUACUCUGCUCACACGGUAUUUUCAUUCCUCAGACAACCAUCUUGUCCGGAAAAUCUCGUUAAAGUCGGAGCAUACAUUCUUGGUGAAUUUGGUCAUCUCAUCGCUGAUAAUCCAGGCUGUUCACCGAUUGAACAGUUCAACAUAAUUCACCUGAAGUCAAACUUUUGUUCAGCAUCAACACGUGCUCUGUUGCUCACAACUUAUAUCAAAUGGGUGAAUCUAUUUCCUGAAAUAAAAGACAUUCUGGUCAAUGUAUUUGACAAAUAUAGGUAUGUUCUCGAUUCGGAAUUGCAACAAAGAGCCAGUGAAUAUUACGCACUUGCAACUCGUGAAGAUGGCGAUCAAUUGUUGCAAAUUGUAUGUGAUGAAAUGCCACCAUUCCCUGAACGUGAAAGUGCUCUUCUUACGUCUCUCGACCGUAAGCAUGGCGAUACUCAAGAUUCAAGAACCUGGAUUAUUGGUGGUAAAGAUGCAAAUCGUGAUAGAAAUGUUGUACGCGCUAAAUCACUCAAUAAGAAGGCUCAAGGAGGCAUAUUAUCACGUGGUUCAGUUCUUUCGCCAACAUUUACCGGAAGUACUGGGACUAUGGAAGCACAGCCUACUGGCCAAUCUGGUCAAAAUGACCAACUACUCUCUCCUCAAGGUACGCAAAAUGAUGACUUCGUUGCACCACUACCAGAAAAGACAACAUCGGGUAUUUCAUUGAGCGCUGCACCAAUUCACAUAAUUAGGAAUGAUGCCAUUGAUAGCGCGUAUAUGCACUUGUUGUACAACUAUGAAGGUGUACUCUACGAUUCAGAUUUCCUCAAGGUGGUUGUCAGAUCGGAAUAUCAAGGACCCCUUGGAAGGUUAAUACUUCAAAUUAUUAACAAAGUUGCUUCAGCUACUCUUACAUCUUUUAGUGCUACCAUUGAUUCGAGUAAUGAUGAAGCACUUAACAUUACGUUCCCUCAAAUCAUGUCAAACUCCAAGAUUGUCGGUGGUGAGUCUGUAAAGCAAUCAGUACACGUAGAGUGCAAAGAUGUGUAUAGCGAGCCUCCAACUUUACGAAUGAGUUACAUAGCGGGAUCUCAUCAGACGCUGGCACUUCGUUUCCCACUUCUUCUAUCUAAGUUCCUGGAGCCAGUUGAACUCUCUCAAACAGAUUUCUUCGAACGCUGGAAGCAAAUUGGUGGUGCACCACGCGAAGCUCAAAUUAUCUUGCCAAUAAAUCUCAAAUUAGGCAAUAUAGACACCCAGAAAACCAAUGAAAUUUUUAUAGGUAAUAGAUUCAGUGUCUUACAAGGUGUCGAUCCAAACCCAGAAAAUUUUGUGGCAGCAGCUGUACUGCACAUGUCAACAUCAGGCAAAGUGGGUUGCUUAGUGAGAUAUGAACCAAAUAAAGAUGCAAAGCUUGCUCGCUUAACUUUGCGAACAACUAAUGAAGACGUCUCCAGCAAGUUGCUACAUGUACUGGAAAUGCAGUUAACGUCUAAAAAGCAUUAAUAAAUUUAAGUUAUAUACCUUUAUCUUUUUGUAAUUAAUCGUAUAAAAGUCAUUGCUGUGUUUUAGGGGCCCAUUCAGGCAC